CUGAUAAGCAGAAGAAGAAGCUCUCAGUGCGGCAGUCGUUCAGCGGAAUCUCCUGCUGAUGAACCUUGAGAUGUGGAGCAUCAGAAGCCGGAAGUAGGCUAGCUGUCGGCUAAUCUGCUAGCUAUUCCACUUUGCUCUUGUUGUGGGGAAACCAGCAGGCAGCUACCUUUUGGACAGGUGUGUGGGCUGGACGGGACUGUCAUUUAGGCAAGCACCUGCACUGUUUGCUCGUAGAUGUGACAGACCACACCAACACAACCAGCCUCACUAUGGGUGAGGACCGGGGGAAGUAUGAUUUCUACAUCGGCCUGGGGUUGGCCGUCAGCUCCAGCAUCUUCAUCGGAGGAAGUUUCAUCUUGAAGAAGAAAGGACUUCUGCGGCUGGCCAGGAAAGGAUCCAUGCGAGCAGGCCAGGGGGGUCAUGCAUAUCUGAAGGAGUGGCUGUGGUGGGCCGGUUUAUUAUCAAUGGGAGCCGGUGAAGCAGCGAACUUUGCAGCGUACGCCUUCGCUCCGGCGACCCUGGUGACCCCGCUGGGAGCGCUGAGCGUGCUCGUCAGUGCGGUGCUGUCCUCCUACUUCCUGACGGAGCGGUUGAACCUCCAUGGGAAGCUGGGCUGCCUCCUCAGCAUCCUGGGCUCCACCACCAUGGUGAUCCACGCCCCGCAGGAGGAGGAGAUCAGCAGCCUGGACCACAUGUCCGAGAAGCUCGUCGACCCAGCCUUUUUAUCCUUUGCCAUUGUGGUCAUCAUCGUGGCGCUCAUCUUCAUCUUCGUGGUGGGUCCCCGUCACGGUCAGAGCAACAUCCUGGUGUACAUCACCAUCUGCUCGGUGAUCGGCUCGCUGUCGGUGUCCUGCGUCAAAGGCCUGGGCAUCGCCAUCAAGGAGGCGAUCGCAGGGAAGGACGUGGUGGGGAACCCUCUCGCCUGGAUCCUGCUGCUGGGGCUGCUGGCCUGCGUGAGCACGCAGAUCAACUACCUGAACAAGGCGCUGGACAUCUUCAACACCUCGCUGGUGACGCCCAUCUACUACGUGUUCUUCACUACCUCCGUGCUCUCCUGCUCCGCCAUCCUCUUCAAGGAGUGGGGUCACAUGGGGGCCGGGGACGUCAUCGGGACCCUGAGCGGCUUCCUCACCAUCAUAGUGGGCAUCUUCCUGCUGCACGCCUUCAAAGACGUCAGCGUCAGCCUGUCGUCGCUCGCCGUGUCCAUGAGGAAGGACGAGCGCCCGGCGGCUAACGGCGUAGCGUCGCACUACGAGCUGCUGCACGAGUCCACGGGAGACAUGGAGGACCGGGAGAUGGGGCCUGCCGUUUGACAGCGUCUCCAGAGGAACGGGGCGAUGACUUCCUCUUUAGAUCACUGAGGAACUCUUCAUACUGACUCAACACCAAUGAGACAUCGACUGUGAAGGAAGCGACUCGGGCGGACCAGCGGAUUGUAUUUAACGUUUUCAUUUGCCUUACUUUUCUCUGAACCCUAGAACUUAAUUUCAUUCCUCUGUAGCGCUGUAAAUAAUAGAGUUUUUUUUAAGGAGAAGUUUUGUUAUAUGUACAUGCAUACUCAUGCACUGACUUACUUUCUAUAAAUCAAAGGGAUAAAAUGUUUUAAUAUAUAUUCUAUAUGAAGUCCUGCUGACAAUUAAAAAAAAGACGCUCACUAUGAUUUUUUUUUUCGUUCUACUUGAAUGGUAACGACAGAUUUCGUUGGAAGUUUCUUUUUUUACAUAAAGCUCUCGAAGGUGAACCAACAGAUUUGUUACAUAUUUAUUGAAUUAAAACAUUGAAGGCACAGUGAAUAAAUGCUUAACAUGA
Messenger RNA from Gymnodraco acuticeps, 1809 nucleotides. RefSeq names its product NIPA magnesium transporter 2 (gene nipa2). Gene Ontology annotation, cellular component: membrane. Gene Ontology annotation, biological process: magnesium ion transport. Gene Ontology annotation, molecular function: magnesium ion transmembrane transporter activity. The record is from RefSeq and is a predicted model, not a curated record. The transcript is spliced from 6 exons. Lineage: Eukaryota; Metazoa; Chordata; Actinopteri; Perciformes; Bathydraconidae. The coding region runs from base 270 to 1313 and encodes 347 amino acids.